Messenger RNA from Adineta steineri, 912 nucleotides. Lineage: Eukaryota; Metazoa; Rotifera; Eurotatoria; Adinetida; Adinetidae. The record is from the annotation of a GenBank genome assembly.
AUGAAGGCCGCAGCAGCAGAAACGAAAGCUGCAGAUGCGCUGAAAGUGGCAGAAGCGAAGGUUGUAGAGGCGCAGAAGAUAGCCGAAGCACAUAAAGCAGCAGAAAUGAAGGCUUCAUUAGCAGAAAUCAAGACUGCAGAAGUAAAAAAGAAGGCCACAGAACAGGAAGAAAAGCAUGUCGCAAAAAUUGCAGCAGCAGAAGAGAAGAUUGCAGAAGCAGAGAAGAAAGCAGCAGAUGCAGAGAAGAAAGCAGCAGAAGCAGAGAAGAAGGCAGCAGAAGCAGAAAAAAAGGCAGCAGAAGCGGAAAAGAAGGCUGCAGAAGCAGAAAAGAAGGUUGUAGAAUUGAAAAAUAAUGUCGUAGUGCAGAAUGAGCAGUACAUCCAAAAUAUUGUAGCAGUAGAAGAGAAGAAAACUGUGGAAGAGCGGGCUUCUAGUAGUGCAAGCCGUUGGAAAAAAGCAAUUGACAAGUAUGUAACCGAGCAGCCAGCUACGAAAGUUCUAACCCGCUGGAAGAUGAUAGCUGAAGCAUUACAACUAAAUGAGCUAGGAUUAAAGUUGUACCGUGAAGGAAAAUUACGAGAAGCGGUCGAUGAAAUAGAGUUGGCGUUGGAUAAGUAUGAAGAAGCAGUGUCAAAAUUUAAUGAAGCAUGUUCGAAGCAACCGCUAGAUAUUAUAUUCAACUCUUUUAUAAUGGUGAUAGAUGCAUUUAUCAAAAAUGAGGUCUAUCAAGAAGCUCGAGAGACAAUCGAAUAUGCGAAGGGUCAUUUUCCUGAUAAAAUGGACGCUUUUACGGAAGCAGAACAAAUGAUGGUUAACGAAAAUUGGUCUCCUGAUUAUACGAAACAAUACUUGGUUCAAUUAGAUGAGCGAGCAGUAGAGAAUAGUAUCAAGGAACAAUCGGAUGGUUAUUGA